AUGAUCACCAUUAUAUUAUUGAAUAUAAUUAUUAUUCUUCAAUAUUCUUUAAAUAUCAAUCUUUGUCAAGAUAUUGGUGAUGAUCACACUUGUAUUGAUUCAGACCCACAAGAACCACCGAUAUAUAAUAUAAAGUGUUUAUUUACAUUAAAAUCAUAUCAAACAUCAAUACUGGAAUCACUCAAUCAAAAGAGUAAUUGUACACUGACAUAUGGUAGAUAUUUUUAUCAAACAGACUAUUCAGUAAAUCCAUAUAGCAGUCCUGAAGUAAAAAUAAAUAGAUUGAAACCAAAUAUCACUAAAGUUAAUAUAUGCGAACAAUAUAAUAAUAAAUAUUUAAAGGAAAUCUAUCGAGUGGUAUCCAAUUCAAAUGUGUCCACUCUAAAAGGAAUUACAAGCUUAUCAAGAGUAUUACCUGUGAAUUUGACAUCGAUAACAUUUAAUGAUGAUUUAGAUGAAGAGUUGUUCGCAGGUUAUCUUCCACCAAAUUUAAAGAAACUUAAAUUCAAAUGGUAUUCCAGUUUUAAUCAAGCUAUAGAACCAGGUGUACUUUCAAAUACAUUAAAGAAACUGAAAUUUGGAGAAUGCUUCAAUCAACCAAUUGAACCUAAUGUAUUACCAGCAUCUCUAACAUUUUUAGAAUUGGGAUUAGAUUUUAGUGAAACACUCCAAGUUGGUAGUCUUCCUCCAAAUCUUAGGGUUCUUAAAUGCUAUGGUAACAGUGCGAUAUCAGAUGGAGUGUUACCAAAAUCACUUUGCACUUUGGAGUCUCCUUUAUCAUGGAUGCCAUUCAUUAAAUCACUUGACAAUCUCACAACGCUAAGACUCUCUCAAAGUGAUAGCUAUUCUCUAGGUAUCUCAGUAAACUUGGCAGAUCUACCAGUUUCUCUUACAAACUUAAAUAUUUCUACUUCAUGUAUUCUCACCUCAUCGAUAUCUCCUUCAAUCAGAUAUCUCGAUAUACAUCAUACCGAAUAUGAUAUUGAUGAAAUAUUCAAAGAUCGAUCACGUUACAAUUUCGAAAGACUAUGCGUAAAUGGAGCCAAAAAUGAAUCACUUGACAAUCUAAAGAUCAAGGAGUUGAAACUACAAUUUUACAAACAUGCAUCAUUUAUGAGAGAUAUUCCAUUUGGUGUGGAAACAUUAAAUAUUGGAUAUUUUGCUUUGAAAAAUAUUGUUGCAAAGGUGAUUCCAUCGUCAGUGAAGAAAGUCAUUUUUCAAAACAACGAACCCAUCGAUCAAAUGGAUUUCAAAAUUCCAGACUCUGUUGAAGAAGUCGAGAUACUAAACUUUAUAAGCGAUAAACCAUUAUCAAGUUUCUUACUUCCAAACUCUGCAAAAUCACUGACAAUUCCUUUUGUAAUGGUCCAACAUCAAAAAUAG
This is a messenger RNA of Heterostelium album PN500, 1383 nucleotides long. Its product is annotated as FNIP repeat-containing protein. The record is from RefSeq and is a predicted model, not a curated record. The coding region runs from base 1 to 1383 and encodes 460 amino acids. NCBI's taxonomy places the organism in Eukaryota, Evosea, Eumycetozoa, Acytosteliales, Acytosteliaceae. The transcript is spliced from 5 exons.